Molecule: messenger RNA, 947 nt
Organism: Argiope bruennichi
Lineage: Eukaryota; Metazoa; Arthropoda; Arachnida; Araneae; Araneidae
Product: coiled-coil domain-containing protein 169-like
Exons: 7
Coding region: 82-846 (254 amino acids)
Source: RefSeq, a predicted model, not a curated record
GAUUAGUUUCGGUUUUGAAUGUCUUACUUAGUUUUCAUAAAUUAAAUACCCCUUUCUGUAAAAUAACUUGAAGGGAAUGCGAUGUAUUCGAGGCGGCAAAAUAAAUCUGUUAGCAGUAAAGCAGCAGAUACUGGAAAAGAUGUUGAGACUCUGAGAUCAGAAAUAGAAAAUGAGCAAAGAAUGACUGAAAUGUUGGAUUUAUCAAUUGAAGAGUUGCAGAAAACAAUAGAUGCUUUGGAACAGCAAGUGGAUCAUACUGAUAUUGCUGAUGAGGAUGAGUGGAAAGUUCGGUAUUACACUCAAGUAGAAGUAAAUGAACAGUUAGAGAGGCAGCGCGAUUGGUUGAUGGAAAGAGUUGAAGCUGCUAGAAAUCAAAGUCAAGAAGGUGUUUCUGCAUUAUUGGCUGAACUUGAUCUGGAUAGCUUAACAGAGAGUCAACUGCUUCGUUACUUGAAACAACUUGAAAAAGACAGAAAUUCAUUGUAUAAUGAGCUGAGAGAUAAAGAGUGGAAACUUGAUCAAGAGUCGAAGACAUUCCACAAAUACAAUGACACCCGUAAGGCAUAUAUGACAGAAAUAACAGAAGCCAUGCUAAAUUUGGAAGCCAUGAAAAGUCGUCUCCGCACUUUUGAAGGAAGUGAAAACGGAUCCAUUGCGAAGUGCCCUCGGCAUCUGAAAUACCUAAAUAUUUUGCCUGACCAAAGAGUCAUAGAUCCUAGAAAAGGACCUAUUAAGAAGACUGCUGCUGUGCGAAGCCUCCCAAAAUUAAAUACAGCUGAUAAAGAUUUUAAUGAUGACGAUGACGAUAUACUUGAUAAGCAAAGUAAAAAAUCAGCCGAAUUUUAAUUUUUAAACCUUAAUAAAUGCAGUUUUUAUGUCUCUCCCUCCUUGUAGCUGUAUCUUAAUAUAGCAAGAAUCUUUUGCACUAAUAAAUAUAGUGAAAUUGC